AUGGGAGUGGUCGGUGUGGCGUUGCUUGUCUCUUUUAUUUCAUUUCUCAUUCAUUGGAUCUCACAAAAGGCAAAAUUCGUCUAUGACACGAUAAGUGCGCUUCAGGGCCCAGCUGCGCUACCGUUAAUCGGUAAUCUCCAUCAAUUGCAUGUUCAUCCCGUAGAAUUUUUCGAGCAAGCUCAGGGCAUCUCAUAUCUUUUCCAGAAAGGAAACGAUCGAAUAGCACGAGUAUGGCUAGCUGGCAUGCCCUUUGUGGUGCUUUAUGGAGCGGAUGAGGUGGAGGCCGUUUUGGGUAGCAAUAAACUUCUCCACAAACCCAUUCACUAUUCAUUUCUUUCCGCAUGGAUUGGACAAGGAUUGCUGAUUAGCGAUCCGAACAAGUGGCGACCGCGACGGAAACUCUUGACUCCCACCUUUCACUAUGAUAUUUUGAAGGAUUUCGUUGAGGUCUACAACCGACACUCUCGAACACUUUUAGCGAAAUUUCAAAAGCUGGCCGCUGAAGGCGAUUUUACUGAUGUUUUUCAUACAGUAACCCUCUGCACACUGGAUAUCAUUUGCGAGGCGGCGCUGGGUACUUGCAUCGACGCGCAAAACAACCCGAACUCACCCUAUUUGGAAGCGGUCUUCAAAAUCAAGCACUUGUUACAUCGGCGAAUGAUCAACCCGCAGUACUAUCCGGAUUUCAUCUUCAAGCUUUUUGGUGAUGGAAGAGAGCAAGCGAGAUACGUCAAAGUUCUACACGAUUUCACGAGCAAGGCCAUUUACGCGAGGAAAAAACUUGCCGAUGAGGCUGGCGGAGUGAAUAAAUUGAUUGAUCAAGAGAAAGCUGAGGGGAGAAGAAGAAUGGCUUUCCUUGAUCUGAUGUUGGACAUGCACGCGAGAGGCGAAUUGGAGAUGAGCGGAAUACAGGAAGAAGUCGAUACGUUCACUUUUGAGGGCCACGACACAACCUCGACCACAGCGAAUUGGUUUUUCCAUCUGAUGGGUGCACAUCCCGAGUAUCAAGUGAAAUGUCAGCAAGAGAUUGAUGAGGUUAUUGGCCCCGAAGAUCGCCACAUCGCAUUUGAUGAUUUGGGUCGAUUCAGAUUUCUAGAGGCUUGUCUGAAAGAAACGAUGCGGCUUUACCCGGCCGUCCCGUUGAUCGCCCGAUACACGGCUGAGGAAGCGAAAAUUAAAGACUACACUCUCCCGAAAGGCACAAAUAUCAUCAUGGUUCCAUCGAUGGUGCACAAAGAUCCGCGUUAUUGGGAGGACCCGGAGAUUUUCCGACCCGAGAGAUUCCUUGAGAAUGACGUGAAACACCCAUAUGCUUACAUUCCGUUUUCGGCGGGAGCCAGAAAUUGCAUUGGUCAACGUUUCGCGAUAAUGGAAGAGAAAACGAUAGCAGCGACUGUGUUGAGAAAUUUGAAGAUUGAAUCACUGCGAAGGACGGAUCAAAUGCGAGUGGCUGCCGAGUUGAUCAUUCGUCCUUUAUACGGAAAUCAUCUGAAAUUUCGUCCACGAGAUUAUGGAGAUUACACUAUUGAGAAAUCCGCCGUU
This is a messenger RNA of Mesorhabditis belari, 1542 nucleotides long. Lineage: Eukaryota; Metazoa; Nematoda; Chromadorea; Rhabditida; Rhabditidae. The record is from the annotation of a GenBank genome assembly.